AUGGCAUCGCGGGAAUCGGGCCGGAUCCGGGAAGCGGACAAGAAACGUGUGCUGGAUGAUGCAUCCCGAAAAAGGCGUGCCCGCAAAGCUUUGGAAGCGCUUGAGCAAGACAACUAUCACGAGGAUCCACACGCCGAUCUGGUCAUGUCGAAAAAGAUUCCAAAGUUUCAGGAUAAUCUCGAUACCAGUAAUUCUCAGAAGAAGAAAACCAAACGUAGCAAAGGAGCAGAUUAUUACAGGGCUAAGUAUCGAAAGAACUUUGGCCAGCUGCUGGAGGAGGAUCGAGCCCAGCAUCCAGAUGGGCCAAAUUAUUUUACGGCUGCUGCCGGGAGUUCACGUUUCCCGGAACGUCAUUUUUGCGCCGUGUGUGGAUUCCCUUCCAGCUACACGUGUACUUCCUGUGGGACACGCUACUGUUCGGUGCGCUGUUUGGGAACUCAUCAGGACACACGUUGCCUCAAGUGGACCGCUUAAGUUAUUGAAAUAUGUUGUAUGAUAAACUUUUGAUUCAUUUUGUAGCCUAUGCAUAAGAUUUUGAAUAUUAUCCAUCAAAUGAGACGAAAUACAAGGAAUCAGGAAGACCUAUAAAUUUGUCUUUGAACU
Messenger RNA from Uranotaenia lowii, 603 nucleotides. RefSeq names its product zinc finger HIT domain-containing protein 1. Gene Ontology annotation, cellular component: Swr1 complex. Gene Ontology annotation, molecular function: nucleosome binding. The transcript has a single exon. Gene Ontology annotation, biological process: chromatin remodeling. The record is from RefSeq and is a predicted model, not a curated record. Bases 1 to 474 code for a protein of 157 amino acids. NCBI's taxonomy places the organism in Eukaryota, Metazoa, Arthropoda, Insecta, Diptera, Culicidae.